GUGCCGCUGGCGGGCUGAACUUUGCCGGCCUCAGGAGCGGCGUGCGGAGCUGCGGGCCGGGCACGGGGCGGGGACGGGGCCGGCAGCGGGGUCGCGGCCUGCGGGCCCGGUGCGCUGCGUUGUGUUGUGGGGGCAGAGGGGACCCGAGUGGUUUCUGAUUCCCGCGUCAGCCUCCGCAGCAAACAGAUCGUUCCUGGAAAAGAUGCUUUGUGUCAGUCUUACAGUGAGAUAACAAAACGAUUGUACCCGGUCGAAAUAGAUACUCUUAUUACUUUUUUCAAUAAAAUCGGUAUGAUUUCUGAGGACAAAAUGGUCAGUUUUGAAUAAAAAUGCUGUUGAGUAUGUAGGAUUUGAUUAUUAACAAGGCAGCAUGGAACAGUGCUGUUACUGGUUUGUGCAUGUGCUCUUCGAGUUUCAGGGUUAAAUGGUGGGGUCUGCCUGUGGGGAGAGUGUGCAAGUUUAGGACCUGAGCAUAAGGAAAUUGAAACUACUGGCACUAUUACCCACUCAGUCUCUUAAAUCUAUAUUACUGAUUAAUUAUGUGGCCUUAUUCACUUAGCUAUUGCUGAUUGCUAUUAAUAAACCCCAACACUUCAAAAAGGUAGGUUUUUCCAACUCCCUAAGUUAAUGGAAGAGGUAAGUGAGAGGUAGUGUUAAUGUUAACAUUUGUAAUAAGUUGAAGUGGUCUCAUGGUUUUGUAUUAGAGGCUUUAGUUUGCAAAAUUAAUUUUAUAAAAAUUUUACAUGUGCAACGCUCAUUCUGUUUUGUAAGAUGACUUGAUGGCAAGAUUGAGCUUGUCUAAUGUCUGCUCUGUCUCCACAGAGCUCCCUUGUGCAGCUGGACACGGUGUCUGUGCCACCUCCACAGAGCAGCUGAUCAUGCUGUGCUCUGGAGUGGCAAGAGCUCAGAAGACAUUUUCUGGCAUUUGAGUGCCCCUCCUGUUUGAUAGGGGGUGCUUCUUGCCGGAUAUCAGAGCAGGUCAGUGUGAUCGGCGGAUAAGGGGGCAGGAUGGCGGGCAAUAACCAGCUCUGCAUUCGACGCUGGACUACCAAGAACGUGGCCAAGUGGCUGAAGGAAGAAGGCUUCUGUGAAUACGUGGAUCUUUUGUGCAACAGACACAGGCUAGAUGGAAUUACCCUGCUGACACUUACCGAGUAUGACUUGCGAUCCCCUCCUCUGGAAAUCAAAAUCUUGGGGGAUAUCAAGAGGCUGAUGUUGUCCAUCCGCAAGCUGCAGAAGCAGCAUGUCGACGUCCUGGAAGAGCUGGGUUACACCAGUGAUGGCCACGCUGGCACAGUGUGCCCAGCUGGCUCACUACAGGGGGCAGAUUGGUUUUGUAAUGGUGAAGUACCUCGGGACUAUGAUGGACCAAUUACUGACUUGAAUGGUGAUCAGUAUCAAUAUGCAAAUGGAAAAAACAAACAUGCCACACGAAGACUGGACCCAGAGUACUGGAAGACAGUUUUAAGUUGUGUGUAUGUCUUCAUAGUGUUUGGCUUUACAUCAUUUGUCAUGGUGAUAGUACACGAGCGAGUGCCUGACAUGCAAACAUAUCCACCUCUGCCAGACAUAUUUCUAGAUAGCGUCCCUAGGAUACCAUGGGCUUUUGCUAUGACUGAAGUAUGUGGUGUAAUUCUUUGCUACAUUUGGCUCUUGGUUCUUCUGCUUCACAAACACAGAUCUAUACUGCUGCGCAGGCUGUGCAGCCUCAUGGGGACAGUGUUUCUAUUACGCUGCAUUACAAUGUUUGUUACCUCACUCUCGGUGCCAGGACAGCACUUGCAGUGUACUGGAAAGUUGUAUGGCAAUGUUUGGGCAAAACUCCAGCGGGCAUUUGCAAUAUGGAGUGGCUUUGGAAUGACUCUGACUGGAGUGCAUACAUGUGGAGAUUAUAUGUUCAGUGGUCACACUGUUGUCCUGACCAUGCUCAACUUCUUUGUCACAGAAUAUACACCAAGGAGCUGGAACUUCUUGCACACCUUGUCCUGGGUCCUGAAUCUCUUUGGAAUCUUCUUCAUUUUGGCUGCACAUGAACAUUAUUCUAUAGAUGUCUUCAUUGCCUUUUACAUCACAACAAGGCUCUUUUUGUAUUACCAUACAUUGGCUAAUACUAGAGCAUAUCAUCAGAGUAGGAGGGCAAGGAUAUGGUUUCCAAUGUUUUCUUUUUUUGAAUGCAAUGUUAAUGGUACUGUUCCCAAUGAAUAUUGCUGGCCCUUUUCAAAACCUACUAUACUAAAAAGAUUAAUUGGUUGAAGACUGUAUGGGUCAGUUCAGAUUUUUAUGAAGCAUUAUGGCUAAGAUCCUACAAAGCUAGCUACAAGGGGGAAGUCAAGUAACAUUUUUCACUCCAUGAUCUCCUCCUUGCCUUGUUUCUUGGAUUCUUAGCCAUAAAAUGGUCUUUCCUUACUUUACAGGGAAGUGUUUUGUUUUCUCCUUGUGAAAACAGAAAACAAUGCAGGGAUGAGUAAAGGCUAUCAGUGAAGCACGAAUAUAAACCAGAAUACUGUUACCCUUGGUAAGGUUCUGUGUGAAUGUU
Molecule: messenger RNA, 2536 nt
Organism: Lonchura striata (white-rumped munia)
Lineage: Eukaryota; Metazoa; Chordata; Aves; Passeriformes; Estrildidae
Source: RefSeq, a predicted model, not a curated record